AUGGGUAUUGCCAUACAAAAGGUUUUUACCAAGACUAAACACAGAUUAUGUAUGUGGCACAUAAUGAGGAAGGUACCUGAAAAGGUUGGAACUCAGUUUUGUAAUGAAACUGAGUUCUUGAAAAAGCUAAGUGCAGUAGUUUGGGAUAGAGAAAUUGAUCCCCAUGUAUUUGUUUAUUGCUGGAACAGUGUUAUGGAGGAAUUUGACCUUGUAGAUCAUGAGUGGUUUGCAUACAUGUUCAAGAUUAGGCAUCUUUGGAUCCCUGCAUAUUUCAGGGACUUGUUUAUGGGUGGGUUACUGCAUUCUACUUCAAGGCAUGAACAGGAUGAGUUGAACAGGCUUAAUAAAUCUGAGCCUCAAUUGCUUACUCAUUUACACUUAGAAAAGCACGCUGCUGUUGUUUACAGUCGUACCAAAUUUUAUGAUUUCAAGAAAAUGCCAAGCAACCUUUGUAGUUGUAAAAUGUUUGAGAGUCAAGGCAUCUUAUGUAGACACAUUCUGUUUAUUAUGAAAGGCAAGUCUGUACGUGAAAUUCCUGAUCUUUAUAUCAUGAAUUGUUGGAGAAAAGACAUUCUGAAGAAACCUUCAGCCAUAAAUGCUGUUCUGGAUGAUGCUUCUAAGUAUGAUAAGAAGCAAUUGGUGAGUGAUGUGUGGUCCAAGAUUUUCAGUUGUGUGAGUUUAUCUGAGAAACCUAAGGAUGAUUUAUCUGAGCUUAUUAGGACAUUAUCUUCAUUUGAAGAGCAGAUGCUGACAAAGAAUAAUCCUGAAAAUGCAACUAGUUCAAAAGAGGUGAAAGAUGCUGAUAUUCAGGUUUUGGUUGGGUCAAAUGAAGUAGAUGUAAACAUCUUGCCUCCAAAUCAAUGUGUUAUUAUACUUACUUUUCUCUUAGUUAUUAUAAUACUUGAAACUUUAAAGAUGUUUUGGAAGAUCAAGAUCAAGACAUACUGA
Molecule: messenger RNA, 948 nt
Organism: Chenopodium quinoa (quinoa)
Lineage: Eukaryota; Viridiplantae; Streptophyta; Magnoliopsida; Caryophyllales; Amaranthaceae
Product: protein FAR1-RELATED SEQUENCE 5-like
Exons: 5
Coding region: 1-948 (315 amino acids)
Biological process (GO): regulation of DNA-templated transcription
Molecular function (GO): zinc ion binding
Source: RefSeq, a predicted model, not a curated record